AUGUCUUCUUCUUCUUCUUCAGUCUCCUUCAAAUUCAACAAUAAUAAUUCCGAAUGUUCAAGUCCAUUCUCAAUGAAUAUCAAAACUUGUCAAAAUUGCGAGAAAAAUUAUAGUGAGUUAGCAUAUCUUCUUUUUUCUCAGUUAUCACCAAAAAAUUGCAGAAAACAUUCCAAAUCUUUCCUGGCUGAAAUGUAGUCAUUCGAUGUGUUUGCGUUGUAUUUUUGGUCGUUUUCGAGAAGGUUUAGAACCAUGCGCAUUUUGUUUAGUAAGUUCUCUCCGAAAUUUUGAAGAAAUCUGGAAAUUUCAGCCAAAAAUUACGAAGAAAUACAAAUGUUGUGAAGAGAAUUGCGAAUCGCUGGAUAUUGAGAAAAAGUUGUUUUUCCUAGAAAAAAUCUGUAUAAAAAACAAAAAAUUUGGAAUUUCAGCCUGAACAUUUGCUCAACUUGCACUCCACAAAAAAGUCUGGAAAAUUUGGAGCAACUUUUAUCGGUGGCUUUGUGCUCAACUUGUGCGAUGCGAAAACAUUUGAGAAAUUCGCAUGAAAUUAUCGAUUUUUCGCCGAGUUUUGCCAAAUUUCAAAGUUUAUCGAUGAGCAAAAUUUUGAAGCGCAAAAUCGAGGAGAAUUCAGAUAGCGAUUUUUUCCCACAAAAAUUUGAGGAUUUGAAAAAUCGCGAAAAAAAGGUGAGGAUUUCGAGAAGAUCAACUAAAAUGAGCAAUGCCUUGAAUUAUUGCAGCUUAUUGAAAAAUGUCUGGAAAAUUUGGAGAAAACCGAAAGCCCAACAGAACAACAAGAUUUAUUUGAAAAAAUUGAGGUUUUUUUGGAAAAAGUAGGUGAUUUUCACAUUUUUUAACCUGAAGAUCUGCUAAGUUUUCAGUUAAAAAAGGCGCGAAAUCGUAUGACACUGUCAAUCGAUAAUGAAAAUCUGGAAAUUUCGAAAAAUAUCGACGAAUUUUGGAAAGAAAAUUUGAAGGACGAAGAGCCACCCAAAAAAUUGCUGCGAAAAUGA
This is a messenger RNA of Caenorhabditis angaria, 1007 nucleotides long. Lineage: Eukaryota; Metazoa; Nematoda; Chromadorea; Rhabditida; Rhabditidae. The record is from the annotation of a GenBank genome assembly.